AUGAACACGGCAAAAAUAUUGCAGCAAUAUAUUCUGAUUAAGCCCAAUACAUUGCAUAAUGAUGGGCAGGCACAGGCGUUGCGGUCACUUGAAAAUGCACCGCAUAUAUUUUCGGAGUCUGGCCAAUAUGUUACUAAAAACAUAAUCAGUUGCCAAGCCGAUUCAACAUCAUGCGGCAAAAGAAGCAAGAUUUCCAGCAUGUCGCGCCGAAACGCCAGAGAACGAAGGCGGGUGAAAAUGAUCAACCUAGGCUAUGAAACUCUAAGAGACCAUGUUCCUGCAGGGAUUGAAAACAAGAAACUCAGCAAAGUGGACACUCUACGGUCAGCAGUGGACUAUAUAAAACAGUUGCAGCAUCUUUUAGAAGUGACCAGUGCGGAUGGCAAUAGUAGCAAUAUAGGACAACAAUCUCAAAACGAAACAGUCAAACAGGAAUGUCCAUCACCAGUGUCCAGUGUCUGCUGUAACAGUCAAGUAUCCAGUACGACCACCAGUCCGGAGAGUCUCCACACGAGGAAGAUGGAAACGUCUCCCUCCGGACAAACACUGCAGCUGCAACCGGACAACGGUGCAGUGACGAGGGAGGACAAUGUUUUUAUUGACAUUGCAGAAUGGUUGUGUAGAACUUCAAACGGGUACCAAAACCUAGGAAUUGGAUUUGAAGGCCUGGAAACGUGA
This is a messenger RNA of Ylistrum balloti, 678 nucleotides long. Its product is annotated as achaete-scute homolog 2-like. Gene Ontology annotation, biological process: regulation of transcription by RNA polymerase II; developmental process. The record is from RefSeq and is a predicted model, not a curated record. Lineage: Eukaryota; Metazoa; Mollusca; Bivalvia; Pectinida; Pectinidae. Gene Ontology annotation, molecular function: protein dimerization activity; DNA-binding transcription factor activity, RNA polymerase II-specific; RNA polymerase II transcription regulatory region sequence-specific DNA binding. The transcript has 2 exons. Bases 1 to 678 code for a protein of 225 amino acids.